Sporisorium graminicola is the source of this 834-nucleotide messenger RNA. RefSeq lists its product as uncharacterized. The coding region runs from base 1 to 834 and encodes 277 amino acids. The transcript has a single exon. The record is from RefSeq and is a predicted model, not a curated record. Lineage: Eukaryota; Fungi; Basidiomycota; Ustilaginomycetes; Ustilaginales; Ustilaginaceae.
AUGGCACCCCCACACUCGCGCCCGCCCGUGGCACCGCAGCUGCUCGAGCUCCCGCUGCAGCUGGGCAUUGUUGGAUUUGCGGUGACGCUUUUGGGCUUGAACGGAUGGGACUAUGCGCGCUGGCAGACACUUCGCGAACGCUCGCGCAUCAACAACUUUGUCGAAUUCCAGGACAACGGCAUGCUCACCGUCGUCCUCGCUGCGCUCAUCAUUUCUGCCAUCGGCUUUGCGUUUGGUAAUUUGGCUGCCUUCCUCGCGUGCUUGCAGUUCCCUAAGCGCCGCGGUGAGCGCACGGGCAAGGGCACCUACGGCUACAUCCUGGUUGGACUGGUGGAGCUGCUGCUGAGCGGUGCAUUCCUCGGUAUCGCGGCCGCGCUCACGGCUUACAGCGUGCAGAAGCAUCCCAGCUUCACCCGCGGCCCGCAGUACUCCGAACCUUUCACCGCGAAUCAGAAGGUGUUCUUGAGGUCCAUCGUACAGAUGUUCAGUAGCGGCCAGAACACCAACCCGGCCACAAGCACCACCCAGAGCCUAGGCGCUCUCGGCCCCUGGGCCAACAUCGACACCAUCGAACAGGCCAACGCCUUCCUGGCUCAGAACAGGUACCUCAACUACACGCACUACCGCGUCACCGUCGCCAUCGCCUGGGUCACGUUGGCAACCACCUUCUUCGUAAUGGUGGUCCACUUUGCCCUGCCGCUCGUGUUGAAGGCCCUGGGCAUGACCAGGCCGCCAAAGGGCCAGCCCAGGUAUCCCGCGAGAGGGCCCGUCGGGUACGGCGAGAAGAGGAACCGUCAGGCUGGUUACAGGAGGGAGGAGUAUCCCGAGAAUUGA